Falco peregrinus (peregrine falcon) is the source of this 11491-nucleotide messenger RNA. Its product is annotated as erbin-like. Gene Ontology annotation, biological process: neurotransmitter receptor transport, endosome to postsynaptic membrane; neurotransmitter receptor transport postsynaptic membrane to endosome. The transcript is spliced from 29 exons. The record is from RefSeq and is a predicted model, not a curated record. Gene Ontology annotation, cellular component: postsynaptic density; postsynaptic membrane; adherens junction. The coding region runs from base 1301 to 5710 and encodes 1469 amino acids. Gene Ontology annotation, molecular function: protein binding. NCBI's taxonomy places the organism in Eukaryota, Metazoa, Chordata, Aves, Falconiformes, Falconidae.
AUCAGGUUGUUUUUAGAGCUCACGUUCUGAUUCCAUCUUCACUCAGAAGUGAGAAUCAUAGAAUAGAAUCAUAUAAUGAUUUAGGUUGGAAAGGACCUUUAAGACUGAAUCCAACUGUUAACCUAGGACUGCCAAGUCCACCACUAAACCAUGUCCCUAAGCGCCAUGUCUACAUGUCUUUUAAAUACCUCCAGGGGUGGUGACUCCACCACCUCCCUGGGCAGCCUGUUCCAAUGCCUGACAACCCUUUUGGUGAAGACAUUUUUCCUAAUAUCCAAUCUAAACCUUCCCUGGCGCAACUUGAGGCCAUUUCCUCUCGUUCUAUCGCUUGGUACUUGGGGAGAAUAGAUCGACACCAACCUCACCACAACCUCCUUUCAGGUAGCUGUAGAGAGUGAUAAGGUCUCCCCUGAGCCUCCUUUUUUACAGGCUUAAACAACCCCAGUUCCCUCAACCGCUCCUUAUAGGACUUGUUCUCUAGACCUUCCACCAGCUUCAUUGCCCUUCUUUGGACGUGCUCCAGCACCUCAAUGUCUGUCUUGUAGUGAGGGGCCCUGUUUCUGAUACAAGCCAGGAUGCUAUUGGCUUUUUUGGCCACCUGGGCACACUGCUGGCUCAUGUUCAGCUGGCUGUCGACCAGCACCCCCAGGUCCUUUUCCACCAGACAGCUUUCCAGCCACUCUUGCCCAAGCCUGCAGUGUUCCAUGGGAUUGAGAAUGGAGCCAUAUGUAUAAAACAAAAAAAACCCCUUUGUUUGUCUUAUCAGAUGUAAUAAUCCAUUUCAUGUAAUACUGGAAGGGACUGUGAACUGGAAUGGGCAACUGCUGUAAAAAGGGUUUUGGAAGAUGCAUGAAUAUAAUCUUCAAAAUGCAUUUCAGGGCAUGCAGUUUGGUAGCACUUCUGUCAAUAUGUGAAGGGUGCAUUCCAUCAUUCACUGUAUUUCUCCAUGUCCUGGUUUCAGCUGGGAUAGAGUUAACUUUCUUCUUAGCAGCUAGUACAGUGCUGUGUUUUGGCUAUGAGGUGAGAACAAUGUUGAUAACGCACUGAUGGUUUUAGUUGUUGCUGGGUAAUGUUUAUACUCAGUCAAGGACUUUUCAGUUUCUUGAGCCCUGCCAGCCAGAGGGCUGGAGGGGCACAAGAGAGUGGGAAGGGACACAGCCAGGACAGCUGACCUGAACCAGCCAAAGAGAGAAGACUGACAUUCAAGAAUUGACCUUCAUAAUGGGCAUAUAGGAAUGUUGGCUUUGAAAGCUCAGGGAAGAAGCAGCAGGGAGAAAAAAGUAACACAGUGUGCCUGAAAAUGUCAACAAAGCGGAAUUUGUUUGUGCGGCUGGUGCCAUGCCGUUGUCUGCGUGGAGAGGAGGAAGUGGUCACUAUGCUUGAUUAUUCUCACUGCAGCCUGGAACAGGUGCCUAAGGAGAUUUUUACUUUUGAAAAGACCUUGGAAGAGCUCUAUUUAGAUGCUAAUCAAAUUGAAGAGCUUCCAAAGCAACUUUUUAACUGCCAGUCUCUGCACAAGCUGAGUUUGCCAGACAAUGAUCUAACCACAUUGCCAGCAUCCAUUGCAAAUCUCAUUAAUCUCAGGGAACUGGAUGUCAGCAAGAACGAAUUAUUUUUUUUCUUGAUGACUGCAAGCCUAUUCUCUUCACCUGUGUCUCCCUUUUCUCCUGGCAUACAGGAGUUUCCAGAAAAUAUAAAAAAUUGUAAAGUCUUGGCAGUUGUUGAGGCCAGUGUAAAUCCAAUUUCAAAGCUUCCAGAUGGAUUUUCCCAACUGUUAAACCUAACACAGCUGUACCUGAAUGAUGCUUUUCUUGAGUUUUUGCCAGCCAACUUUGGCAGAUUAACUAAACUACAGAUAUUGGAACUUAGAGAAAACCAGUUAAAAAUAUUGCCAAAAACCAUGUCCAGACUGACUCAGCUGGAGAGACUGGAUUUAGGAAGUAAUGAAUUCACAGAAGUGCCUGAAGUACUUGAACAACUGAGUGGGUUAAAGGAAUUUUGGAUGGAUGGUAAUAGACUAACACUUAUUCCAGGGUUCAUAGGAACUUUGAAACAACUCACCUACUUGGAUGUUUCUAAAAACAACAUUGAAGUAGUUGAAGAAGGUAUUUCAGGUUGUGGAAGCCUACAAGACCUACUGUUAUCCAGUAAUUCACUUCAGCAACUGCCAAAGUCUAUUGGUUCCCUGAAGAAGGUAACAACACUUAAAAUUGAUGAAAACCAAUUAAUUUCUUUGCCAGACUCCAUAGGAGGGUUACUAUCAUUAGAGGAACUGGACUGUAGUUUCAAUGAGAUUGAAACAUUGCCUUCGUCUGUUGGGCAACUUUCUAACAUAAGGACAUUUGCUGCAGAUCAUAACUUUUUAACACAGCUGCCAUCAGAGAUUGGAAACUGGAAGCAUUUAACAGUGUUGUUUCUACAUUCUAAUAAGCUUGAAUUUCUCCCUGAAGAAGUGGGUGAUAUGCAGAAAUUAAAAGUCAUCAAUUUGAGUGACAAUAGACUGAAGAAUUUGCCAUUCACCUUUACAAAACUGCAACAGCUUACUGCUAUGUGGCUAUCAGACAAUCAGUCUAAACCACUUAUCCCUCUUCAAAAAGAAGCUGACCCUGACACACAGAAAACAGUGCUUACUAAUUACAUGUUCCCCCAGCAACCAAGGACUGAGGAUGUUAUGUUCAUAUCUGAUAAUGAAAGUUUCAAUCCAUCUCUGUGGGAGGAACAGAGGAAACAGCGUGCUCAGGUGGCAUUUGAGUGUGAUGAAGACAAAGAUGAGAGGCAGGCACCACCUCGGGAAGGAAACCUAAAGAGAUAUCCAACUCCAUAUCCUGAUGAACUGAAGAAUAUGGUUAAAACAGUCCAGACAAUUGUACAUAGACUAAAGGAUGAAGAAUCUACUGAAGAUAUUGCCAGGGAGUCAAAACGAGAAGGCCAGACAGUUUCUGUAAAAGAUGUGGGGACUUCAGAAAUUGCUGCAAUAAAGAACAGAGCAGAUGAGAGAAAGCAAUAUUCAGCAGGAAGCUCUGUGCAGAAGCCUACUGAGCCAGAAGCUAAGCACAGCACUGCAAAUUCACAGAUGACUGCACUUGUUAAAACCUUGCAGAACACGAAAACAAUUGUCAACCAUGAAGACACACUCAAGCAGGAAUCAGAAGAACUCUCCUCUGAUGAAGAGAUGAAAAUGGCAGAAAUGCGACCACCGCUGAUAGAAACCUCCAUAAAUCAACCAAAAGUGGUAGCUCUUAACUAUGAUGAUUCAAAAGAUGCCGAUUCCUUCUCAGAUGAAGCUACCCACAAUAGCAAUCAAAAUAACAGCAACUGUUCCUCUCCUUCUCAAAUGUCAGAUUCUGUUUCCUUAAAUACUGAUAGUAGCCAAGAUAUUUCUCUCUGUUCUCCAGACAAAGAAAUGCAUGCUGCUGUAUUAUCCAAUAUCAGGCAAGAAGAUGAAAAUUUGAAUAAUCUUUUGCAAAAUGGAGGUGAAUUGAGCAUUAUAGUAGAAGAAAGAAAUUACGUGCAAGAGGUUACAAAUUUGUCUGAAUACAAAUUAAGCAUUGAAGAAAGAUUAGGCCUGAUAAGAAAAGGUGUUGAUCUAAGCACUCCUACAGAGGAGUCUCACAAAACAGACCAAAUAAACAUGAAUAUCAAUAAACUGGUUAGUGAAGCAGCAGUGCCAGUUCCUGUAGAAAGGUUACAAACACAGAAAAUAGUUUCAGUAAAGGGCUUUUUGAAUAACAAUAUGAAAGAAGAAAGCCAGUACUUGGAAAAUGGAAAUAAAUAUCCUAUAAAUAAAGUAAAUGGACAUCCUGAGGAUGCACUGCAGUCUCCCAGUAAAGAUGAACUGACAAGAAGCACUACAGUUGAUGGUGAUUCUUCUGCUGAGCUGUCUGUUUCAAGAAGCACUGAAGAUUUGUCCCCACAGAGAAGUGGUCCUGUGAUGAAAUCUCACAGCAUCACCAGUAUGGACACCAGUCUGGAAAUCUAUGAUAUUGUUAAUGAGGAUGGAUCUCAACAGCCAAACUCAGUGGUAAAAUCAACAUCUAGUAGUGCAGAUGGAAAAAACAUAGUCCGAAGUAAAUCCACUACUCUUCUGUAUGAUCAGCCUUUUCAGGUUUUUCCUGGGCCAUUGUCGUCAUCUGCUUUAGUAUCUUCUACAAAAACUGUGUUCAAGUUUGACUCAAAUCACAGUCCUGAAGGUGCUAAUGUAGUAAGAUCAGCGAUAAGUGGUGCACAGAUGUUUUGCACUCCCCAGUAUAGUAUUCAGUACAGCAGCAGUCCAACAACGAAAGAUACCUUGCGGCCCCAGAAACAAAACACCCAAGUAGAACAAGGCAGCUUACCUCUUUCAUGUCUGCUUAGGUCUGACAGCACAGAAAUCCCCAGCUAUGUAAAGCAUUCUGCCAAUAUGAAUUUAUCCAACCAUAACAAUGUCCGAGCCAGUGCUGUGUAUAACACUCAACAACAGAUUGCUGGGAGACAUGUAAAUGUGUGGGCUAUUCCACCAAAUGAUAGACUGUUCCUGGGAGCAACCAGACAUACUCUUCAAAGGCAGAGCAGCAUAUCCUCUACAGCUUCUAUAAAUCUUGGGGAUAUUGGACCUUCAAGGUGGGCCCGGGUUCCUGAGGGGGACUAUUUAACAUACAGAGACUUGCAUUCAGUAGGAAUAGCUCCACCAGUAAUGUCUGGGCAACAGAGACCUCUUUCUGCCAGGACAUAUAGCAUUGAUGGUCCAAACAUACCCCGACCACAGAGUGCUCGGCCAUUGGUGAAUGAAAUACCAGAAAGAACUAUGUCAGUUAGUGACUUUAAUUACUCAUGGACUAGCCCUUCAAAGAGAUCAAACCCAAGGGUUAACUCUGACCAUUCUUUAUUAGACCCUCCAGGAAAAAGUCAAGUCCCUCAUGACUGGAGGGAACAGGUGCUGCGACAUAUUGAGGCUAAAAAGCUAGAAAAGAGCAUGCUGUCUAGGUCCUUUAAUUCCAAUUAUGCUGCAGUUAGCAGCUUUCAGUAUGGCAGCUCUAGGGAUCUGCAUGGCAGCCAGGGUAGUGUUGCCUUGAGUGUUGCAGACAGAAGAGGUUCUGGUGUGCACGUUGUUCGACAUCCCCAGGCUUCUACUCCAGGAGACCACUGCCAUGAUGAGGUAUUCAUUUCAGGACAGCAGAAUUACUCAUCUGCCAUGCUUAGUCUCAAAGAUAUUCCACUGGACAGCAUGAAGAAAUUAGCUGUGCAGAUACCUUUUACAAAUGGACAAAUGUGCCAGCCUCAAAGACCUCAGGCAAACUACAGCCAAGUUCAUAAUCUCCCUCCCCAAUCAUCAGUAGCAAGACAUCCAUCUAGAGAACAACUAAUUGAUUAUCUGAUGUUGAAAGUUGCCCACCAACCUCCCUAUACCCAGUCUCAGUGUUCCCCCAGACAAAGCCAUGAAUUGGCAAAGCAAGAGAUCCAAGUGAGAAUUGACAAGGAUCCAGAACUUGGAUUUAGUAUAUCAGGAGGAGUUGGUGGUAGAGGGAAUCCAUUCAGACCUGAAGAUGAUGGUAUAUUUGUAACCAGAGUGCAACCAGAAGGACCAGCAUCUAAGUUGUUGCAGCCCGGAGAUAAAAUAAUUCAGGCUAAUGGAUACAGCUUCAUCAGUAUUGAUCAUGGACUAGCAGUAUCUUUGCUAAAGACUUUCCAGAAUGCAGUGGAACUUAUUAUUGUACGAGAAGUUUCUUCAUAAAUACUGUGGAUUGAGGGGAAAAGCCAGCAGAAUUCAUUGAAAGACUUAUGGGAAACUGAAUAUUUUGCCUGGUUUUAUACACAAAAGGAACUGGAAAAGAAUUAGGAUCAAAAUUUGUACAGAAAAUUAAAUCCUGAACUUGUGCUUAAAGGGGGAAAAGCCACUGUAUAGAGUGUUCAAGAAAUCAUUUUGGAAAUUCAUAUGGUGAAUAAACUUGUUUUUAAGCAUUGUAGCAAUCUAAGGAUCACUCCUCCAAGAACAAACCUGUGUUGUUUUUUUGUACAGAUGGUAGGUUUAUUUUUGGAUAAUUCAUACACAUCACUAAACUUUGUUCAAUGCUUUGCAAAGCCUUGGUUAUAGCCAAUGGACAGAUGGCAGGACUGUCUGUCCUGUAGCUGUUUAUUGCCUUUAUUUCUAUUCAUCAGAUAUUAAUGUGUUAUGCUGAAACCACUUCUGUAGAUAUGGACAGAAGAUACAAAAUGUUGGCUUUGCUGUGUGCACAUUGUAUAGAUGAGUGGGUAGAUGGAAAGUGGCGCUGGUUGGACAGAAUGAAGGUCAGGUGAAACAACUAUCUGCUGUCUAAAUCUGGAAUCAAGAAAGAAGAAAAAGUGUUUAGUUCUGGAGUGUAUGUCUACCAAUAGAAAAUGCAAUAAAAGCUUACACAUUUUUAGGAAGACUGUAAAUACAAAGUUGUGAUAUUCUACAGGAUUUUUUCUUAAUGUAGUCAUUGAAUAUUCAUUUGCCACGUGAUUCAUGUUUAGUUGGGUUUUCUUGCAUACAGAAUUUUUUCAACUGUACUGUGGAACUGUGCCCAGAGGUUUUUCUCUACCAUGGAAAUCCCAAAUUUUGUGCAAAUGGUGAUACUUAUCUUUAUAAAAAAUACUCCAUUUCAACCUUCUAGAUUUUAAAAAUGAAACUGAAAUGGCCAGUUUUUAAGGUUGUUGCCUGUAAUAUAUAUUUAAACACAAAGUAAAUGAUGCAAGAAAGGUUAUGAAAGUAAUUUCAAUUUUGUUUGGCCUUUGCAUUGCCUUGUUAAUCAAAAAGGAAACCAUAUGUAUGGAGCUAGGUAACCAAAGCAAGUUUGUGAAACUUUAAACAGUGAUGGAGAAUUGCUGUGGUGAGAUGGAGAUCAAAGGGAGGGUGGACUUACAACCUACCAGUUGGUAAUGAUGUUUCUUAAAGAGCUGUUCCUACAGGUAAUAUUAAAUGUGAACUAGACACUUCAGAGUCAUUAAAGGGUUUCUAACUAUAGUAAUGUAAGUGAUUUACCACAGACUGCCUUUGUUCCUUAUUAUUGUAUAAAAUAUUAAAUUAUGCUUAUAUUAAUUUUGUUUACCAGAAGCAUUAACUUUCUUUUUCUCUUUCUCCUUUGUAAUUGAAUAGACUGCAUAAUCUGCAGUGAUAAUUAAUACACAGUUGUUAUGGACCAGGGAAAAGUGCCAUAGAAGACCAAUAACUGUUUUUAAUCAGGGCCAAUUAUUAGCCUGUCAUUGGAGCAAUAUUCAGCUAUUGCAGUUCAUUUUUAAUUACAUAUAAGUUGGUAGUUUGAAAUGGGUAUAAGUUACUUUUUUCAACCCAUGUGUACAAAAAUAAAUGCUUUUAAUAAAGCUAGCAAAACCACCAGCCUCCUGUAGUUUUGGGACAAUGAGCGGGAAGAGAGAGGAAUAUACAUAGAUAGUGAUAAUAAACAGAUAGUACUUAAAUAAGUGAACUCCAAUAUUAUUGCACUUCUUUCAAAGAUGUUAACUAUUGCUUAUUGUACUGUGUAUAGUUCUAAUAAUUUUAAUUGAAACCCUUUAGCAGCUCUUUGGAUAUUUUACUUCUUUUUAGUUGAUUUUCGAUAAUAUUUACAUAGGAAAUUAUUUUUUUAUAUAUUAGCGGAAAUGUGCUGUAUUUUGAUAAAAUUCAUUUAUUUUCCAUGUGCUGUUAAUAUUCAAAGAAAAGAACAAAAAACAUAGCUAUAGAAUGGCAGGAGUCAAUGUUCCCCUUCUAAGAUGUGUUUUUUUGUUGUUUAGUUUCUAUUUUUUUAAUUGAAAAUGAAAAAUGUUCACAUUGCCUUUUAAAGGGAAUGCAUACAGACAGGUCCUAAAUUAACUUGGUCUUCUACAUAACCUGUAUCUUUGGGAAGGGGAAAAGUCCAAAAUGCAGAACUGAUUCUUUAUUGAUCUUGGACUGACUUUGUAUACAUUUUGCAGUACAUUUAAAUAUAUCACUGAGGAAUUAUACAGUAUUGUAUUUUCCUUUAAUGGUAACAGAAGUUUUAUACUUAAUUUUCAGAUUUAUAUAUCACAGGAAAAAUCUACCAACAACUGUUUGGCUCUGGUAGAACUGUAGAAGUAGAGAUUUAUAGCAAGAAGUUUAGUACUUUUUGUGGAAAUAGAAUAGAAUAGUUGGAAGGGACCUACAAUGAUCAUGUAGUACAACUGCCUGACCAAUUCAGGGCUGACCAAAAAUUAAAGCAUGCUCUUAAACUAAACAUUGAUAGGCAUGGAACAUCACCCACCUCUCUAGGAAGCCUGUUCCAGUGUUUGACCACCCUCUUGGUAAAGAAAUGCUUCCUAACGUUAACUCUGAACCUCUCCUGACACAACUUUGAGCCAUUCCACUCAUCCUGUCAGUGGAUACCUGGGAGAAGAGAUCAGCACCUCCCUCUCUACUUCCCCUCCUCAGGAAGCUGCAGAGAGCAAUGAGGUCACCCCUCAGCCUCCUUUGCUCCAAACUAGACAACCCCAGAGUCCUUAACCACUCCUCAUAGGACAUUCCUUCCAGCCCUUUCACCAGCUUUGUUGCCCUCCUCUGGAUGCAUUUGAGUCCCUUAACAUCCUUCUUAAACUGUGGGGCCCAGAACUGCACACAGUACUCAAGGUGAGGCCACACCAACGCUGAAUACAGUGGGCUAAUCACCUCUCUUGGCCAGCUGGUUAUACUGUGUUUGAUGCACCCCAGGAUGCAGUUUGGCCUCUUGACUACCAGGCCACACUGCUGACUCAUAUUGAGCCUGCUGUCAACCAGCACCCCCAGAUCCCUUUCUGCAGGGCUGCUCUCCAGCCACUCCUCUCCCACUUCAUACCAUUGCUAAUUUGCUCCAUCCCAUGUGCAGAAUCCAGCAUUUGCUCUUGUUAAAUUUCAUGCCACUGAUGAUUUCCCAAUGCUCCAAUGUACCUAGAUCCCCCUCUGCAAGGCCUUUUGUCCCUUGAGAGAGUCAAAAGCAACUCCCAGUUUGGUAUCAUCAGCAAACCUGCUAAUGGUGCAUUCAACUCCUGCAUCCAGAUCGUUGAUAAAUAUGUUGAACAGAACUGGCCCUAGAACUGAACCCUGAGGAACACCGCUGGUAGACCAGUCGCCAGCCAGCUGCAGCCCCAUUUACUACAACCCUCUGAGCUCUGCCAUUCAGCCAGUUCUUCACCCACUGCACUGUGAAUCUGCUCAUCUCACAACUUGUCCAGAAGGAUGCUGUGAGGGACAGUAUCAAAAGCCUUACUAAAAUCCAGAAAAACUACAUCCACCACCUUCCAUUCCUCCACUAGGUGGGUGACCUUGUCCCAUCAAAUUAGUGAAAUGACUUUCCCUUUGUGAACCCAUGUUGACUGUGCCUGAUGAUUGCAUUGUUCUAUAAAUGCCUUUCAAUAGCACCCAAUAUAAUCAUGUCCAUAAUUUUUCCAGGUACUGAGGUUAGACUAACAGGUCUGUACUUUCCUGGGUCUUCCUUCCCUCACACCCUUCUUGUAAAUUGCAAUAACAUUGGCUAGCUUCCAGUCAGUAGGGACCUCCCCAGACUCCCAAGAUCUUUGAUAAGUGAUCAAGAGGGGUCCUGCCUUAACAUCCACUAGCUCCUUCAGUACUCUGGGAUGAAUCCCAUCAGGGCCCAUGGACUUGUGAACAUUCAGCUGAUACAGCUGGUUCCUUUACAAUUUCAGUGUCCACUAAUGGAAAGUCACUGUCCCUGCAGUCAUGGUCCUCUGACUCAGUGGACCAGGCAGCCCAAGGUCUAUCAGUAUUAUUAAACUGAGGCAAAAAACACAUUGAAUGCCUUUACUAUUUCUUCAUCCCUAUUUUUCAAGUGACUAUCUUCAACGAGUAUUGGGCUAAUGUUUUCCUUUGACCUCUUUUUGCUAUUAACGUACUUUAAAAAUAUAAAUACUUGGCCAAAGCUUGUCUUCAGUAAAUUAGCAAAUUAACUAUCUAAUAAAAUAUAGAUUAUUCGGUAAACAUUGGAGUUUUCAGUGGACUGAAAUGUGCUUGUUCCUUCAGCGUCUGUGUGUAAAGGUAAACAUGUCAAACUAGAUGAUUUUGCAGAGUAGGAGAAAGAUGUCUCCUGAACUAGUCCAGCCAGGAUACAACAGGAGGAGAGACAAUAUUAGCACUUUUCAUUUUGAAUGCAUCUUAAACUACAUUUUUAAUAGAAUAAAAUCCAUCAGCAGCCUAAGCUCCUCAGCAUGCCAAUGAGUUGAUGCAAACUCUGUUAAUUCUUUCUAUUCUUAAUAGGUCAUUAAAGAAUCAGUUCAAUUGUUGUAAUGAAAAGAUUAAGUCUCCCACAUAUUUUUUAUGUAAAUAUUGUUUAGUUUCUUUUUUGGACUAGAGUUAAAAAUGUGUAUAUACUUGAAAGCAUUCUAUGAACACAUGUAUAGCAAUAAGCAACACACAAAAUCAAACCCUUAUAGUUAUUUUGGUUUUGUUUAGAAAUAUUACUUUUUCAACAGCUAUGAAAUGUUUUUAUUGAUCAGCAUUUAUUCAACAUUCCAAAUUUUUGUAUAUAAUUAGACUGUUUCUGAGGUAGCACACAGAGAAUAGAUAAUAAAUUAAUGCUCUUUAAAGCUGUGUGUAAUUGACUUCUUUAACUUAUAGGAAAUUCUCCAUGACAUGAUUUUAUUCUUCUAUAGUUUCUGUAGAACUUAGUCCUCUAUCAAUAUCUGUUAGCAAAGACUUAUUUGUGUUUCUGGCUCUGUGCAUCUCAGUGCCUAGGGGUCUGUCUGCUCUAGCUGAUUUCAUUGCAAGACCAGGUUAUUCAGAAGAAAUACCUUUGUGCAUAACCCAAUCUUGCAAUGAAAUCAGAUAAGGCAGCCAGUGGCUGCUCUCCUGAAGAGAUGAGUAGGUUUUGUCUGAUGCAAAUUAAGAAGUUUCAAUAGUAGAUGGGGUUGGUUAAGUCAAGUAGGGUUAAAAUUAAGAGCAUCUUGGGAGUGCUCUAAUGAGAUAUACAAGGGUUAUGUGGUAAAGAAAGUGAAGAGUUACUUGAAUGAUUGGCUAAUGCCAAAUGAAUGUUAAGUUCUGCCUUAUGACUUGGGUUUGAAAGUAAACAUAAAAAAAAAAUCCUGUCCUGCCACCGGAGGUGAUUUUUGAAAAACUGGGUUUGUCUUUACCCGUUCCACAGAAUUGUAUUUUAAGUGACAUCUUGUAUAUUCUCACUCCAGUUAAGAAAGUUUAUGGGUAUGUUCACAUUUGUCAAGAGUAAAUGAACCUAAUGUGCUGUUCUGCUAAAGCAUCGAUGCAUACUUAUUACAGCAGAGGUCAUUUACGUAGUUCUUGCUUUGCCCAUAUAACAAUGAAAGUUCUUUAAGAAUUUAUAAUUUUGUUCUUGAACUGACAGUUUUCCUGAAAUGCUAAAUGUUACUGUUUCACUAAGCAGAAUGAUCUCCAGUGUACAGAAGCAUUACUGCAACAAGCUGAUAAAAGCAUUAUAUAUCUAUGAGGCAGUUGAUUCUAGGCUUAAGGAACCCACUGUUUGUAAUUCAUGUUCUUAUUCAUCCUCAACAAGUAAGCAAUAAAAUACAUGAUUUAAUUUUC